Molecule: messenger RNA, 2031 nt
Organism: Closterium sp. Yama58-4
Lineage: Eukaryota; Viridiplantae; Streptophyta; Zygnematophyceae; Desmidiales; Closteriaceae
Source: the annotation of a GenBank genome assembly
AUGGAUGGUCCGAAAAAGGAGGAUGAGCGAGCAGACGCAGCAGACGACGAAGAGAAGGAGAAUGCAGCAGAAAGGCCUGAAGAGGCGGUCGUAGAAGACGGAGGGGAAGCGGUGGAGAACGAUGCAGAGGACGGCGAGGCGGACGAGGCGGAGGAGGCGGACGGAGGCGAGGAACAAACGGAGGAUCCCGCAGGCGAACAAGGUGACGACGCGGGACAAGGAGAACAGGGAGACGGAGAGAGCGGAGAGGUCUCAACCGACGGAAGGGAUGAAGAAGCGAGGCCUCUUCUAGCGUCGUCGGCGGAUUCAGCAGCCGCGGAUGCAGCGACAGUAGCAUCCCCGCAACCAGCCGCGGUGGCGGAGGAGAGCUCGGCGGGCGGGGGGUGGGGCAGCUGGGGAGGCGGGUGGGCGGCGGCGCUGUCGGUAGUGACGGCUAUACAGGAGGUGGCGACGGAGGUGACGGGCGAGAUAUCUCACGCCGCGACCGUUGCGGCGAAGGAAAUCAUCGAGACCUUCGAAGACGUGGAGGGACAGGUAGCGGCGGAGGGGAAAGGGGAGGGGGAGGGCGGCGCAGGGGCGCAGGCGCAGCAGAAGACAGGUGGAGACUUGCCGUUGGACGGAGGGGCGCAGCAGGCGGCAGCAGUGGGAACGGCGGGCAAGGGCGAGGGCGAAGGGGGCGAAGGGCAAGGGCGUGGUGAUGGUGCCGGUGGUGAUGCUGCUGCUGCUGCUGCUGCUGGCGAGUCUGGUGGUGGGCAGGCGGAGAGUGCGGAGGGGGCAGGUGCAGAGGCGGUGGUGAGACAGGCUCCUGCUGUGGUGAAGGCGGAAAUAGGGGAUGGUGGGGGGAGCGCGGGGCGGGAGAAGGGGGAUGGCGCACGUGGCGGCGGAGCAGAGGCGGGGAGGGACGAUGUGGAUGAUGGCGCAGAGAUAGUGGACCCGGACUUCAAGGCGUUUGACGAGUCCAUGGAGAACCUCACAUCAGGCGCGCUGCACGUGCUGGGCACGGCGUGGAUGGGCGGCCUCUCACUCGUGCACCAGUAUGAGGAGACGUCGUUUGACCACUGCAUCUACAUCUAUGGCGGCCCUGAGCACCUGGAGUCGCUGGAGGCCCUGGCGGACCAUCACACGGUGGUGUGCAUACGAGCACGCGGCAAGCUGCCUGCAGAGCAGCGAGCGGCGUUUGACGACGCUGUCAAGCACAUGCAGGGCAUGCUCACGCUGGGGGAGGAAAAGGAGGAGGAGGAGGAGGAGGAGGAGGGGGAGGAGGAGGAGGAGGAGGAGGAGGAGGAGGAGGAGGAGGAGGAGGAGGGUGAGGGAGGUGCAGGGGAGGAGUUGCUGGGGAUAGAGGGCAUGGAAGAGGAGGAGGAUGAGAUGAAUGUGCUGAGGGAGUCGAGUGUGAGCAAGGCACAGGAGCUCGCCAGUGGGUUCCGAGCGAAGCUGAGUGCGGAGGUGGCAGUGAAGGAGGCGGUGCAGCGCACAGUGGACCGCCUCGAUGCCCUCCGCACUGAGGGCGUGCAUCGGCUGUCGGAGCUAUCAGCGCUGUGUCUGCUCCACAUGCUGCACAUCGCCAACUCCUGCAUUGCCUCGCCGGUGCCCAAGGAGGGCGAGGCAGCAGAGGAGGAAGACACGGGCUCGUUCCGGUGGCCGGCAGGGAGGGAGGAGAGAGCCAGGCUCGUUGUCGCACGUGCACGCACGCUGGCCAGGGGGGCCAGGACAGUCAUUCGCAGCUUUCUCAAAGGUGUUGCUAAUGUGGAGCAAGCCUUCCAAAGCGUCAGUGCAAGGAGCACUGCUGGGAAUGGUUCUAAGAAGGGCGCAGCAGAAGGGGAAGCUGGUGGAGAAGCAGCGGCGGCGGCAGUAGCAGAAGCGGAGGCAGCAACAGCAGCUUUGGUGAGACGAGUGGAGGUGAAGAAGGGCAGUGUGGCAGAAGGAUUGGUGGCAGAUGGGAAGGCGGCACGGGAGAAGCUGGAGAGUGCCCUGCAGCACUUGGUGUAUGUUGUGAUUGCUUCGUCCCUGGGGCUCACUCACGCAGCUUAG